GCGGCCGCGCCCCCCGCCCCGCCGCGGACGGCGCCCGAUGCCCCGGCUGGACGAGCCGCGCUGGGGCCGCGCCUGCGCGCCCGGCGCCGCGCUGGCCGCCCGCGUCGGGGAGAUGCUGGCGCAGUCGGUGUCCGGCCCCGCGCCGCUGGCCGCGCCCGAGCCGGCCCGGGGGCGCCCGCGGCCCGCGCCCCGCCGGCAGCAGCGCGUGCUGCAGCGCGGCCUGGUGCUCUUCUCGGUGGGCGCGCUGCUGGCGCUCGUGCUCAACCUGCUGCAGGUGCAGCGCUCCGUCACGCUCUUCCCCGACGAGCCGCUGGCCACCGUCUUCUCCUCGGCCUGGUGGGUGCCGCCCUGCUGCGGCACGGCCGCCGCCGUGGUGGGCCUGCUGUACCCCUGCAUCGACAGCCACCUGGGCGAGCCACACAAGUUCAAGAGGGAGUGGGCCAGCGUCAUGCGCUGCGUGGCCGUGUUCGUGGGCAUCAACCACGCCAGCGCCAAGCUGGAUUUCGCCAAUAACGUGCAGCUCUCCCUGACCCUGGCGGCCCUGUCCCUCGGCCUCUGGUGGACGUUUGACCGUUCGCGGAGUGGCCUUGGCCUUGGGAUCACCAUCGCCUUCCUGGCCACCCUCAUCACUCAGCUGCUGGUGUACAACGGCGUGUACCAGUACACAUCCCCUGACUUCCUGUACAUCCGCUCCUGGCUGCCUUGCAUCUUCUUCUCGGGGGGCGUGACGGUGGGCAACAUCGGGCGCCAGCUGGCCAUGGGUGGCCCCGAGAAGCCGCACAGUGACUGACCCCUGCCGCCCACCCAGGGGCGCCUCUGGAGCCUGCCAGGAGGGGGUCUCCCCCGCAGACCCCCUCGCACGCCCGUGGGCCGACGGGGCGUGCCCGGCCCAGAGGACUCGCUGUUGGUCGAGGAGCUCGCCGCCGUAUCCCACAGCCAUGGGCUGCCUCGCCGCCGGCCUCGGCCUCUCAGCGGGCCCAGCAGGACACCAGUGGUGCUUCAGCGUCCAUCCGGAAGGUUCUGCGACGGGCCGUGCUUCUGCCCGGGACCCACUGCCAGGAGCUGGUGCAGACUGUCAUGCGGGCGAGGCAGGAGGACUCCACGGUGCCCCCAGCCUGGCCGCUGGGCACCGGCCCGGGCACACAGCCCUGUGGAAUUUGCAGUCUAUGGUUGCGUGCAGGGAGGCGUGCCCCACGUGGCCACGGCCCCUGACCUCCGGGCCCGCCCCGCACACAGCGUGGCCAGUGGCUGCGGGCUCCCGCUUCAAGUGCAAUGUACCGAGAACCACCCUGAGCCUUGGACUCUCCAGAUAUUUAUUUUUGUUACCCGUUAGCACGAGGUUCUUCAUUUCAGCGCCCAGCACCGGGCCCCGUCCUGGGAACCCCCGUCCCGGAGCGGGGGACGCACGUGACUUUCAUGACCAGUGUACCGUUUUGUAUUCUGCCAUUGAGAUGUUUCUGGUUUGUUUGGAUUCGGGGGGGGGGGCUGACGGAGACCCCUCGUGGGGGGCGGGGCAGGCCGCGCCCUCUGGGGGCUGCCCAGAGCCCAAGACUGUUGACUGAAUAAAUUCUCAAGCUUUCUGUA
Molecule: messenger RNA, 1584 nt
Organism: Sorex araneus (European shrew)
Lineage: Eukaryota; Metazoa; Chordata; Mammalia; Eulipotyphla; Soricidae
Gene: INSIG1
Product: insulin induced gene 1
Exons: 5
Coding region: 38-790 (250 amino acids)
Biological process (GO): cholesterol biosynthetic process; SREBP-SCAP complex retention in endoplasmic reticulum; cellular response to insulin stimulus
Cellular component (GO): endoplasmic reticulum; SREBP-SCAP-Insig complex
Source: RefSeq, a predicted model, not a curated record